CCAUGUGAGGAAAUUUAUCUAAUUUAGCUGGAUUCCCCACCUCUGACCCCGAAACCCUAAAUCCCAAAUCACAGAAUCGAAUCCAGCGCCCGCGCCACUGAAUCCCUCACCCCAUCGUUCGGCAUGGCGAUCGCUCGCACCGGCGUGUACGUGGAUGACUACUUGGAGUGUGAGAUUGCUGGAUUCGAUUUUCUUUUCCUUUCUUCUCGUUCGAUGGAGCCCGUAGACCUUUUGAUCUUACUGGCUUCGUUUUGUUCCGCAGAUUCGAGCACCCUAGCCGGUGACCUACAGAGGAUUCUCUCCACCAUGCACGAGCUCGACGAGAGGGCCGAUGGCAUUUUGGGUCAGACAAAAAGGCAGAUUAAGUACCUCUUGAGGCCGAACAUGGUGGAUGAUGAUGACGCUGCCUCGGAUAGGGUGAAGAAGGAUAUUGAAAAUAGUCAGGACAAUGCGCUGAGUCUCUGCACCGAGAAAGUUUUGCUCGCACGCCAAGCUUAUGACCUGAUAGAAAGCCAUGUCAAGCGUCUCGAUGAAGACCUAGGCCAAUUUGGUGAAGAUUUAAAGCAAGAAGGAAAAAUACCUCCAGAUGAACCGCAUAUCCUUCCUCCAAUGCCAAUGGGUGGCAGAGAAGAAAAACGGAGGCAUGGUUUCAGUACUCCCCAAGCAAAGAAGUUCAGAGAGAGGGAAUGGGAGAGGGAAAGGGGUAUGGACUUCGACUUAAUGCCCCCUCCAGGCAGCAGCAAGAAAGCAGCUGUAUCUAUGGAUGUGGAGCAAAUGAUUGAUCCAAAUGAACCGACAUACUGUAUAUGCCACCAGGUUUCAUAUGGUGAUAUGAUUGCUUGUGACAAUGAGAAUUGUGAAGGAGGUGAAUGGUUCCACUACUCGUGUGUUGGUCUGACACCCGAAACGAGAUUCAAAGGGAAAUGGUUUUGCCCAACUUGCAGGAAUCUUCAAUGAGAGGUUCUCCUAAAUUGUGUUGAAGAGGCAAAUGGUUCCACCAAUUGGCCCAGACGUUCGCGGGCUCUUCAACAUGAUGUUCUCAGAAGUUUGCAGCAUAGUAUACCAAAUGAUUACAUCUUUCCAAUUUGAAAGGAGGCGUUACGAGUGACUUACACACAUUGUGGCUACUUCCUUCAUCUGAAAUUGCUCAUCAGGUGUGCCUUAUUUUGGUAUUGUAUAUGCUGGAGAGAAGGGUACUGUCUGGAGACGAUGGAAAUGCUUGUAGUUAUGACAUGUUCUGUUGUUGUAUCUUCGCUGUAAACAACGUCACAGUUUCGGAUGUUGUAACCUGGUAUCCAAUUACUUUUAUCUUGAUGGCUACCAAGCGUUAUUGCAAC
Messenger RNA from Lolium rigidum, 1337 nucleotides. Its product is annotated as PHD finger protein ING2-like. Lineage: Eukaryota; Viridiplantae; Streptophyta; Magnoliopsida; Poales; Poaceae. The record is from RefSeq and is a predicted model, not a curated record. The coding region runs from base 124 to 957 and encodes 277 amino acids. The transcript is spliced from 7 exons. Gene Ontology annotation, cellular component: nucleus.